Messenger RNA from Sitophilus oryzae (rice weevil), 1748 nucleotides. Its product is annotated as lysosomal acid glucosylceramidase-like. NCBI's taxonomy places the organism in Eukaryota, Metazoa, Arthropoda, Insecta, Coleoptera, Curculionidae. The record is from RefSeq and is a predicted model, not a curated record. Gene Ontology annotation, molecular function: glucosylceramidase activity. The transcript has 10 exons. Gene Ontology annotation, biological process: glucosylceramide catabolic process. Bases 20 to 1618 code for a protein of 532 amino acids.
CAGUUAACCUAAUCAUAAAAUGUUUUCCAAAAAGUUCAGUAUUUUUAUUAUCGGUUUAUACUAUAUUCCUCAACUGAUACCAUCCAGAAAGGUUUCAAACACCAAUGGACAUGACUGUGUAGCAAAAGACUUCGGCCAAGACAGUACAGUAUGUGUAUGUAAUGCCAGUUAUUGUGACACCAUACCUUUAAUUGAAAAAUUAAACUCCUCAAUGUAUGUCAAAAUUACAACCAACAAAGAUGGUCUGAGGUUCCAUAAGGAAAUUGGAAUAGUUGAAGUAAUUGAGAAUAAAGCUUCAUACAGUGACAUUGUUAUUAAUGUUAAUGCAUCCGUUGAAUAUCAAGCUAUCCAUGGAUAUGGCGGGGCAUUUACAGAUGCCACAGGAAUCAAUUUGGCCUCAUUGGAUGGAAAAGUGGCUGAACAAAUUAUGAAGUCUUAUUUUGGAAUAGAAGGCAUUGGGUUUAGUUUGUGCCGUGUUCCAAUAGCAGCUACUGAUUUUUCAACACGUCCUUAUACUUAUUUAGAAAACGAAGAUCCUGAGUUAACUUCAUUUUCUCUUCAAGAAGAAGAUUAUCAGUACAAGAUUCCAUACAUUCUUCAAGCGUUGAAUCUAACCAAUAAUAACCUUAAACUGAUUUCAUCGCCAUGGAUAGCUCCUUUAUGGAUGAAAACUAUAGCAAGUUACGCAGGAUCAGGAACGAUCAAGGAAGAAUAUCAUCCGACGGCGACGUGGGCAAAAUAUCUUUUGAAGUUCUUAGAAGAAUAUGAAAAGCAAGGAAUUGAUUACUGGGGUAUAACAACUGGAAACGAACCUAGUUUGGCUCUAUACCCAGAUGCAAUUCAAAGCACCCCUACUGUAGCUUGGACUUCAGCAGAUAUGCAAAAAUUUAUCAAAGACCAUUUAGGACCAACUAUUGAAAAUUCAUCAUAUUCAACAAUCAACCUAAUUGCGUUAGAUGAUCAAAGGGGAUAUCUUCCAGACUUAAAUGAGAUACUUAAUGAUUCAGCUGUUAAUAACUACAUUGAUGGAAUUGGUAUUCACUGGUAUCAAGACUGGUAUGAAUCUGCCAAUUUACUUGACGAAGUACACAAUAGGUAUCCAAAUAAAUUCCUUUUGGGAACUGAAGCUUGCUCUGGUAGUACCGUAAUAGACUUAAUAUUUAAUACCCGAGUUUUAUUAGGGUCAUGGCAAAGAGCAGAAGAUCAAGCGAAAGAUAUAAUUGAGGACAUGAACCAUUGGGUAACGGGUUGGAUAUCUUGGAAUAUGGUUCUCAAUACAGAUGGAGGUCCUAGUUAUACAUCUAAUUUUGUAGACGCUCAUAUUAUAGCAAACAUAACAGCAAAUGAAUUUUAUAAACAGCCUGCCUUUUAUACGCACGGACACUUUUCAAAAUUGGUACCUCCGAAUUCUAAAAGAAUUCAGAUGAUACUUCAGGCAAAUAAUAAUGAAAGUGAUGUAGUAAGCACUGCUUUCAAAAAACCGGAUGGUGGAAUUGUAAUUACAGUUUUAAACAGCUCAGAUAAAACCCUGGAUAUUAAUAUAAUUGAUGAGGAUUUGAGGAUAAUAGAGACAGUAACACCUAAUUCAUUAUCUACAAUCUUGUAUUGGAAAGACUGAUAAAUGUUUCUUUUUUGUCUUAGAUUAAGUUUAGUUUAUAACAAAUAUGCUACCUAAUAUAGGCUAUGUAUAUUGAAAAUAACAAUUAUUAUAAUCCUUGUUUAUAAUAAACAAAGUUAUAAGAACUAUA